AAGUGCGGUACUCUGUUCCGGUUGUUGUGUGAGCUGAUGUUUGUGGCUGUGAUUGUGGGUGCGCUGAGCUGGUGUCGGUUCCGUUCGUUGACGCCCGUUUCGGCUCACCGUCGUGUGAAGGACCGCUGAAACCAUGGCCGCCCCAGCUCUCUCCAGUCGGGCCGGCUCGACGGGAAGCCUCGGGAACAGCCCCACCGCGGUCGUCGCCGCCGGCAGGCUGCCCCACGGCUGCGCCGGGCCGGAGUUGGACUUCCGGUCGGCGGCCCGCAUGGAGGACCUGAACCGGCUCAUCCAGGAGUUUAGCAAGCACGACCAGCGCGAGUACGACGACCAGCGGGCCUUGGAGAUACACACGGCCAAGGACUUCAUCUUCUCCAUGCUGGGAAUGGUCCAGAAGCUGGACCAGAAGCUGCCGGUGGCCAACGAGUACCUGUUGCUGUCGGGCGGCGUGCGCGAGGGCGUGGUGGACAUGGAUACGGACGAGCUGAGCGUGUACGCGCGCGGCGCCGACUACGACAUGGACUUCACGCUGCUGGUCCCGGCGCUCAAGCUGCACGACCGCAACCAGCCGGUCACGCUGGACAUGAGGCACUCGGCGCUGGGACAUUCCUGGCUCAGUCUGCGCCUCUUCGACGAGGGCACCAUCAGCAAGUGGAAGGACUGCUGCACGGUGGUGGAGCACAUCAGCGGAGCCGCAAACUACUUCUUCUCGCCCACGCUGGUGGCAGACUGGUUCUACCAGGCCGUCUCACUGGUGCUACUGGAGGUCCAAAAGAAGCCGCAGAGGGGCGUUCCCCGCGUGGAGAAGGUGGAGCGCAACGGCACCGUGGUGUCGGUCAUCUUGGGCGUGGGCAGCAGCCGAAUGCUCUACGACGUCGUGCCCGUAGUGUCCUUCAAGGGCUGGCCGGCCGUGGCGCAGAGCUGGCUGAUGGAGAACCACUUCUGGGACGGCAAGAUCACGGAGGAGGAAGUGAUCAGCGGCUUCUACCUGGUGCCCGCCUGCUCGCACAAGGGCCGGAGAGAGAACGAGUGGCGGCUGUCGUUCGCCCGCAGCGAGGUGCAGCUGAAGAAGUGCAUCUCGCCCGGCCUCAUGCAGGCCUACCAGGCGUGCAAGGCCAUCAUCGUCAAGCUGCUGUCGCGGCCCAAGGCGGUGAGCCCCUACCACCUGCGCAGCGUCAUGCUGUGGGCCUGCGACCGGCUGCCCGCCAACUACCUGGCGCACGACGACUUCUCCGCCCACUUCCUGCUGGGCCUGAUAGACGACCUGCAGCACUGCCUGGUCAACAAGACCUGCCCCAACUAUUUCAUCCCGCAGUGCAACAUGCUGGAGCACCUGUCGGACGCCGCCGCCGUGCUGCACGCCCGCAAGCUCUCGUCGGUGCGCUCCGACCCGGCCGAGCACCUGCGCACCACCAUCGAGCACGCCAAGGCCGCCAACAGGCUGACGGUGGAGCUGCAGUGGCGCGGCAGCACCGGCAACCUGCCGUCGCCGCAGUCGGACGCCGGCGGGGAGAACCAGCCGGACGACCGCCUGGCCAAGAAGCUCCAGCAGCUGGUCACGGAGAACCCCGGGAAGUCCAUUUCGGUCUUCAUCAACCCGGACGAUGUCACGCGGCCGCACUUCCGCAUCGACGACAAGUUCUUCUAAGAAAAAAACAAAAAAACCCACCUCCCUCACCACAGUUUUUGUUGUUGUUGUUGUUGUUGUUGUUCCUCCUCUGCCACACUGUCAAUCAGGUGUUUAUUUUCUAGUGUUCUUAGUUGUCCUUCCUCACUGUGUUCUUACCCACUGGAGGCCUUCAGACUGACAUUUGUAAAGCCACCCGCAGGAAUCCACCCGGACAGUUCCACGUGAACAUCUGCUGAGCUGUCAGGCUGACAUCCACAUUUCCACCGGGUGAAAUCCCCUUGAAGACAUCCACCUCUCCGCUCGGACACUUGCAUCGAAACAAUUUCACUUGGAGAAGUCCACUCGGAGUCAUCCAUCCUGAAGAAUUCACCUGUUGGAAUCCUCCAACAGAAAUGCACCAGGAAAAAUCGACUCCGCGUCGUCCACCCGGAGAAACCGAUCCGGAGUCAUCUACCCGCAGACGAAGAAUCCACCUGCGCAAGUCCUUCAAAGAAAUCCACCUGGAGAAAUCGGCCUGUCUUCAUCGUUCGGCGACUUCGACGCGGACAAAUGAAUUUGGAGUCAUCCACCUGCUGAGCUGCGCCCGGGUCAUCCAACCGCAGACAUCCACAUGAAGGAAUCCUUCAAGAGAAAUCCAGAGACAUCCACCUGCAGACAUUCGUCGCAAUGGAUCCGCCAUACGGAGUCCGCCCGGAUGUCCGCUCGGCUGUCGGGAGUGACGGCAAAACGAAGGAGCCUCGAGAACUUGCUGAGUGUUCACACGUCAGGAUCAAAUCGCGAUGCGCGUACGUCGGCUCGUCACAGCCAAAGUCGCCGUCGCUCGCAAAACCAGAAGAGGAACAAGACGUUUUGGGGCCACACUGAAAAGAAAAGAAAAAAGAUAUAUAUUACCAGAAAAAAGGCAUGAGAAAACGGUUGAAGAGUUUCUAUGAUUAGGAUUUCUAUCACAAACAAAUCCAUCUCAUAUAAUCAUCCGGUAGGAAAAUAGUGUUGUUGUUUUUGUUUAGUGCGGCCUUACUCUACGUCGGGGGGGGGGACGACGACGACGACGACCUUAUCUUCUACUUCACAAUGUGCACCGAAAAGCGUAGAGCAUUCAUUCGAUAAGACCGAAAGGGAAAAUCUUCUCCAACUUGGAAUGAUUUCCAAGUGCGUUUUUCUCACAAUAGAAUCUUGUAUUGAUUGUUACAAACCGAAUGUGAAAUCACUUAUCAUUUUCGAACCACGAUGUGCGAAUGUAAUCGCAGAUAUUUCCCUUUUUGACUCCACGUAUGGUAGCAGUGUGACAAAUUCGUAACUUUUGGCUUUCUUUUCAAACAGCGGCCAGAUUGUCACCGUGAAGCUUUUUUUCACCGUUCCAUUGUCAAUGAGCCUUUUUGUUAAAAAAAAAAAAAAAUAAGGUGCGGAUACGUGCAAAUCAUCCUGACUACUACUUAUCAUCUGACUCUUUUUAAGUUUGCACCGAAUGUAAAAAGCACCAAUCGCACUCCUUUUGAUUGUAGUCGCACGCUAAUGCGAAAUAGGCUACUUUGUGUGUGUGUGUGAGAGCGAGCGUGCUAGCGUAUGCAUGUUAAGUGUGUUUGCACGUGUGUGAUAGCAUGUAUGUGUGCGUCUUGUGUUAGUCUGUUAGCACGUGUGUUUUGUGUUCGUGUGCGUUAGCAUUGGUGAGUAUGUUAGCGUGUCUGUGUGUUGGAGAGAGCAUUUAUUUUUUAUUUUUUUUAGAGAGAGUUGGCAUUUUGGACAGGAAUGCAUUCGAUUUCAAACUCGGUUCACCUUCUCGUUUCCACAUAUUUUACGAUAAAUAAGAAGGGGAAGAAAACAAAAAGUUACGGUUAAGGUGUAAUCGGGUUAGUUUUGACACCAAAUCAGACAUUCUGGUAAGAUUUUGAGUUUUGAGGAAAAAAAGGAAAAAAGGUACUGAAGCCCUGGCACGAAGGCAAGGAGAGCCGAUCAGAUAUUUAUUGAACAAAUCAAUCAUGAAAUACAAAAUAGCAACAUUUGCAAGGAGCUGCUGUAGUCCACAAGUCACACCCAGAUGCUCACACACACUGACUGGAUUUGUUCCUGAUGUCACUCACAAGGCCACGCCCAUUAAAAGCACACGCAACACUGUUUUUUUGGGGAGGCUGCAACGUGUUGAUGGAAUUUCGAUUAAUUAAUUCAUAAAUUCACACGCUUGGUACGAACGAAUGAUACGCCUAAAUCAAGGUACCGCGAUUCAAGAUGCUUUCAUCUAGGAAAAUCAUCUAUCUUUAUAUCACACCACCACCUAGUGGCCUGGCAUGCACAUUCCGCUUUUUUUCCCCCGCGCGUGAAACCUUUUUCCAAGCUGUCUCCCCUUUCACACGCGCACGGUAACGGCGGCAGGAUCGGUCUUUUAUGCAAACUCCGGAGCUCAGCUCAGAUUGUACGCCCGAUCCUCGGUUUUACCGCCACGUCUCGUACCCGCUGCCCGCCGGCACUCAGGAUUGCAAAUCUGCUGCAUCGUGAACGAAUGUUCCCGUUACACGACGUGCACUCAUCUCUCAUUUGUUUUCUGCCGUUUUUGUGUUGCA
Molecule: messenger RNA, 4185 nt
Organism: Phycodurus eques (leafy seadragon)
Lineage: Eukaryota; Metazoa; Chordata; Actinopteri; Syngnathiformes; Syngnathidae
Product: nucleotidyltransferase MB21D2
Exons: 3
Coding region: 134-1648 (504 amino acids)
Source: RefSeq, a predicted model, not a curated record